AUGAUCGUCGUACACCACUUUGCUGAUGCUCCUCCUGGACGAGGCAGCCCUGCCUUGGCUGUUGCAGCUGCCUCCUGCGCCUCCUCCUCCCCCUGCUCCUGCCGCCCCGGCCCUGCCCCUGCCCUUACCGCCGCUGCCUCCCCCACCGGGGGGAGCCGCCGCGACGGGGCGGCCCCGCGACCCCCGAACCCGACACCGGCACCAAACCCGGACCGGAUCCGACCCCGGUACCAACAUCGACCCGACAGCGGCUCCGGAUUCGACCCCGGCACCGAACGCCGGCGCCGGCAUCGGCACCGACCCCUUCCCGAAUCCGAACCCGGCACCGGCCGCGAGGACCGGCACCAUUCCUCGCCCCGUUAUGCUCCGCUUAUCUCUUUCCCCUCCGCCGGCAGCUGGCUCCCCUCCCCUCCCGCCUUAGCUCACGGUCCCGACACCGCCGCUCCCUUAGCCGGCCUUGUCCCCGGACUCACCUUCUCCCCACAGAGCUCGAGGGAGCCCACGGGCCCGUCCGGAAAAGCUCUGAGCGAGAUCGAGACAACUUCAGGACUUCAGAGAGACACAAGUCUUACCACUGGAAAAUCAGUCUGUUUACAUGUUCAUUUCUUUCAAUCUCCUGCUUCUGAGCAAGGUAAAACCCAACACUGGUCAUGGCACAAACAUGGCAGCAACAUGUCCAAUGUGUCAUUUAAUUUGUAUUUUUCAAUAGGAAUUUUUGAAGUCCUUUUGUUCAUUAACUUGUUGCUCAGGCCGAGCACUUCAUUAGACCCACAAACCUCCUACAGCAUCAAGCACACAACACUGGCAGCAGGGUUUAGCCCAAUUUGCACUCUAUAUCUAGCUUUUUAUCUGCAGCUAUUUUAUAUUCAGUGUUGCAGCUGCACAGGCUCAAAGCCCUGGUCUAAGCACAGGAUGAUACACACAGCGGCAGCCAACAUUGCCUAACCCCAUUUACACCUUUCUACUCAAUUUGUAUUCUGAACCUUUCCAAGUUACCUUUAGAUUGCUUAUGUCAGGCUGAUUUUUGCUACCUCUUAACAAGGUUGCAGAGGAUUGUGGUAACUCUUUAAAUACAUGAAUACACAGACACACAUUUUCCAUUAUCUCCUUCUGGUAUCAUGGGAAAAAGCACCUGUGCAUUCUGCCAUCUAUACACUGAGAAUCUAGCAGAGGUGCCUAGUGUACCUACUGCACCAAUCAUACAGCCUGCAGCAUUGUGAGAGCAUUAUCACCUCCAAAAUACUGUGGGUUUUGUGUAUGUGUGGUAAUCAAAGGUGCUGAGAAUCAUGUGCUUCUGAACUGUGAACCAGAGUAUCUGGUCUCUUAAUUGCAUCCCUUAUCAAUUGGUGAUGUGGAAGUGCUUAAUGAAUCGGACUUAAUAAUUUUAAUUUUAUAGGUGGAGAAACAGGCACACAGAGAUGUAUGUUACCUUCAGGGACAGAAUAUAAAUUAGUCCUUUCCAAGACACAGCUCAGUACAGAGAAAUCAACCCCAACCCCAAAAUAUGUCCAUUCCACUCAGAGUAGAACAUACUGACUUGGAACUUGGAGUUCCUAUUUGGAGUCUGCUGGUAGAGUUAAAUGAGCAUAUUUGUAAGUGAAUUGAAUACAGCAGGAAGAGGAAUUUUUGGGUGGAGGCCCUACCCUGCUUCCAUCCUUAGGACAGAUGGAGAAAAAGCCUCCUUUCACAAGGCACUUUGGAGAAGAUGAAUAGCCCAGUUGUUCCAAGAUGUCGUCUGGGUGGGUUCCUUUCUCCAAGUAUAAGGGAAAGAACUUAACCUACAGCUCAAUGGCAUUCAGCAGGAGUGAGUAUAUGCUCUUGCUCAAAUUAUUGAGAUGCUUUUGUCCAGUCCUUCGCUCCAAACUAUUUCAUAACUUGUGUUUGGAAUAGCAUUCAGGUGUUAAGCUCUCAAUUUAGCUCCACAAACAGUUUUCGAAGACACCACAGCACGCUGCGUAACAUUACACUAGAGCUCAGCAGCAGACUGGAAGUCAGGUGUAAGAAGGAAGAGCUUACAUGACUUUUGCUGAGGUAAUUCAAUGUAGUUCCAAUUGCUGUUUUAUUUAGAUGAUGAAAACCAAAGUAUAUCAAUAUACCGAUAUGCUGAAUUCUACUAAUAUUCAAGCACAUCAUUAGUAAAAAUAAAUAAAAAUAACAUUG
Messenger RNA from Cyanistes caeruleus (blue tit), 2160 nucleotides. NCBI's taxonomy places the organism in Eukaryota, Metazoa, Chordata, Aves, Passeriformes, Paridae. The record is from RefSeq and is a predicted model, not a curated record.